AUGGUUAGAUCUCUUAUCUCUAUCGAGGGUCUGCUCUUCCUAGCAGCACCUGUCUUCGGUAAUAUCGGUUAUCCGCCUAUUCCGGAAGACUUGACAACACCAUUCCAGGUACGCUUAGCCGUCAAUGGACAGAACGCUGUCGCAAUUGGGUGGAACACAUAUAAAGCCCUCAACGAGAGCUGUGUCACAUACGGAAUUGCACCAGACAAAUUGAACUCUCGUUCUUGUUCAACUUCCUCUACUACCUACAGCACCUCCCGUACCUGGUCCAAUGUGGCAGUGAUGAGUGGCUUAAAGCCAGCCAGCACAUACUUCUACAAGAUCGUCUCGACGAACUCGAGUGUGGAACCUUUCUUAAGCCCUCGGAUGUCCGGAGACAAAACUCCCUUCAAUAUGAAUGUCGUGGCAGACUUGGGCGUUUAUGGCAAAGAUGGGUUCAAAAUCUCGAAAGGAGACGACAUUCCCUAUACCCAACCCGAGUUUAAUCACACCACGAUUGGCCAUCUUGCCGCCACACUGAGCGACUACGAGGUUGUAAUUCAUCCGGGCGAUUUCGCAUACGCCGACGAUUGGUACCUCAAAUUGCCCAGUGUGAAAGAGGGUCAAGAGGCUUACCAGUCAAUCUUGGAACAAUUCUACGAGCAACUCGCUCCCAUAACUGGACACAAGCUCUAUAUGGCCAGCCCAGGCAAUCAUGAAGCGGACUGCAGUGAGAUUCGGCGCCUUCUUGAACUAUGCCCCGAGGGCCAGGAGAACUUCACCGAUUUCAAGCACCAUUUUGGAAAAGUCAUGCCUCAAACAUUCGCUUCAUCUUCCUCCGAAAGGUUUGCUCAGACCCAGUCUGAAAAAGCGCGAAGCUUUGCGAAGCCACCUUUCUGGUAUUCCUUUGAAUACGGAAUGGUACAUGUGGUGAUGAUCAACACCGAAACUGAUUUUCCUAAUGCACCGGACACCCAAACGGGCUCCGCCCGGCUAGAAAGUGGGCCAUUCGGUAGCAAAGGGGAGCAGCUAAAAUUUCUGGAUGCCGAUUUGUCCAGCGUGGAUCGGAGGGUGACCCCAUGGAUUAUAGUGGCUGGACACCGCCCAUGGUAUAGCACCGGCUCAGGUCAUCAUUGUCAGUCGUGCCAAAAGGCAUUCGAAAAGCUGUUUUUUAAAUAUGGUGUUGAUCUAGCUGUCUUUGGGCACGUGCACAACUCACAAAGGUUGCUGCCUGUUUUCAAUGGCAUUGCUGAUCCACGUGGUAUGAGGAACCCCAAAGCACCUAUGUAUAUCACCUGCGGCGGUGCAGGUAACAUUGAGGGUUUGCUUCACAUCAAGCAUAAGCCUUCUUACACCAAGUUUGCUUAUGCGAAAGAUUACAGCUACAGCACGCUGAAGUUUCUGGAUGACAAGCACCUCCAGAUCGAUUUCAUUCGCUCAUCGACCGGUGAUGUUCUGGACUCUAGUACAUUAUACAAGAGCCAUUCGGUGCCAUUUGUCACCCAGUAA
Molecule: messenger RNA, 1488 nt
Organism: Penicillium alfredii
Lineage: Eukaryota; Fungi; Ascomycota; Eurotiomycetes; Eurotiales; Aspergillaceae
Product: purple acid phosphatase family protein
Exons: 2
Coding region: 1-1488 (495 amino acids)
Molecular function (GO): metal ion binding; acid phosphatase activity
Source: RefSeq, a predicted model, not a curated record